AUGGCCGUCGACAAAACGUGUUUAAGGAGAAUAAUAAGCCAAAUCGAAAGUGGAGUUAUCAAGUGCAACUGCCACCAAGCAUGCAGCGAAGAUCUAUACAAAACUUCCUUAACAGCAGGAGCAAUUAAUACGAAAUUCUUCAGUUUUAUCAAGUCUAUCAAAACGUUAGAAAAAGUGAACAAUGAGACAUACACAGCUUCUUUUCCAAGAGACAGUAGGACUAUUCUGGGGUUGAAAGUAUAUUACAGAACUCUGUUGCUAAGAACAGUUUUAGAAAGACCAGCAUACAGCUGGGAGACUUUGGUGGCUAACAUUGGUGGCAACUUAGGAUUCUUCAUGGGACUUACACUCAUCACAUUCUUUGAAAUUUUUGAAUUCUUUUGUGACAUUAUUUUAGCUUUCAUUAAAUAUAGAUAG
Molecule: messenger RNA, 417 nt
Organism: Uloborus diversus
Lineage: Eukaryota; Metazoa; Arthropoda; Arachnida; Araneae; Uloboridae
Product: degenerin unc-8-like
Exons: 5
Coding region: 1-417 (138 amino acids)
Biological process (GO): sodium ion transmembrane transport
Cellular component (GO): membrane
Molecular function (GO): ligand-gated sodium channel activity
Source: RefSeq, a predicted model, not a curated record